CACACCUCCUCCCUCACCUCCUCCCCCACUCUGCCUCGCACAGCAGAGGCGCUCCUCGUCUCCACAGCCCGUCUCCAGAAGCAUGUCCCCAGACAUGCAGCCGCGGUGCGAUGAAGCGGACCGAGAGACACCACCAGCAUGACCGCAUGAAAGCAGUGACCAUGGCGAUUAACCAUGAAGCUGGAGCCUAACAUCCUCAUCGCUUCCCUCUGUCACAAAGAGCCUCUGCGGCGCCGCAUCGAACACACACUCUCCGAGUAUGCCAUCCGAGUGCGAGAGAGCCGGACGGACUGCUUAGCACCUGCUGUGCCAUCUGAGUAGGAGGUGGCAACAAAAGACCAAAUGCCAUGGAUGUAUUCAAUUUCACCUACUGGAAUGCCUCCGAAGGCAAUGACACAGAAGUCGUGGAAGAGAGCGAGAGCGCCUACAAGACUGUGGAGGUGGUGUUCAUCGUGCUGGUGGCCGGCUCCCUCAGCUUGGUCACAGUCAUUGGAAAUAUCCUGGUCAUGCUUUCCAUCAAAGUUAACCGGAACUUACAGACCGUCAACAACUACUUUUUGUUCAGUCUCGCAUGCGCUGACCUAAUUAUCGGACUGUGCUCCAUGAACUUGUACACAGUCUACAUAGUGAUAGGCUACUGGCCCCUGGGGCCCGUGGUGUGCGAUCUGUGGUUGGCCUUGGACUAUGUUGUCAGCAACGCAUCUGUCAUGAAUCUCCUCAUCAUAAGCUUUGACAGAUAUUUCUGUGUCACCAAGCCCCUCAGCUACCCGGUCAAAAGGACCACCAAGAUGGCAGGGAUGAUGAUCGCUGGAGCCUGGGUCCUGUCCUUCAUCCUCUGGGCGCCCGCCAUUCUCUUCUGGCAGUUCAUCGUUGGUGGGAGGACGGUUCCGGAGAGAGAGUGCUACAUCCAGUUCUUCUCGAACGCCGCCGUCACAUUCGGGACCGCCAUUGCCGCCUUUUACCUGCCGGUCAUCAUCAUGAUUCAGCUCUACUGGCAGAUCUCCAGGGCAAGCAAGAGUCGUGUGAAGAAGGAUAACCGCAAGCCGUCAGGAGCCACCGCCGAACCCCUGUCACCUGGCCAGAGGAGGAACAACACGCCAAAACCCAACAACAACAACGUACCAGUGGAGGUGGCGGAGCGUUCCCAGACCCACAAUUCUGACGCUGGGGCCCACGAGCAUGAUGGGAAACUGCAAAAUGGUAAAGGACCCUCCUCAAAUGCCGAGGGAGAAACCGAAGGUGAUGAAGGGGCAAGAGAGAAUUGUGCUCCUGGAGAGGAGAAGGAGAGCUCCAACGACUCCACAUCCGGGAGUGCGGCCGCGUCCAAUCAGAGGGAGGAGGAGGUGGUGCCGUCCACAGCCAACUCCAGCCUCGAGACGAGCCAACCACCCCCACGUCAGCGAGCCAAGGCGGGGGUGUCCAAGCUGACCUGCAUCAAGAUCAAGACCAAAUCACCCAAGAGUGACUGCUACACGCCGUCCAACGCCACCGUCGAGAUCGUGCCGGCCUCCGAGCGGCAGAAUCACGUGGCGCGAAAGAUCGUAAAGAUGACGAAGCAGCCUCCCAAGAAGAAGAAGGCGCCGCCGUCACGGGAGAAAAAAGUGACCCGCACCAUCAUGGCCAUCCUGGUCGCUUUCGUAGCCACCUGGACUCCUUACAAUGUGAUGGUGCUCAUCAACACCUUCUGCUCCAGCUGCAUCCCCAACACAAUGUGGACUAUCGGUUACUGGCUGUGCUACAUCAACAGCACCAUCAACCCGGCCUGCUACGCUCUGUGCAACGCCACGUUCAAAAAGACAUUCAAACACCUUCUCCUCUGCCAAUACAAGAAUAUUAGGUCAGCCAGAUAAACACGGGCCACAUGGGAGGAAGGAGUUGUGCAUGUGUGCGUGAAGGUGGGUGUGUGUGUGUGUGUGUGUGUGUUCAUGCCAUCCAUGUUUAUGUGCGUCUGUGAUAGGGGGGUUUGUGCGCAUGAUGAUGAAGCGUAUCUUUAAAAUUACUUUCCACCAUUUUAUCUUUAGUUCACCACUUUCUCUCUCUCAAUAACCGGUUGUAGCACUCGACACAAAUUCAACUGACGCCAGUUGCGUUGAGACGUGUUGUGCAGAAGCAGCGUAGAUGAAGACGGUUGUGGGAAAAAUAGAAGCAGUAGUAUCCAGAGUUGUCAAUCCACAACAACGAGGGUGUGUAUAGCAGAGAGCACUCGGGAGUGACGCCGAUGAAAGGGAUUUAAAAACAUAAAAAAAGCGGAGGAAGAUCUGUGCCGUACAAAAAACAAGAAAACUUCAACACUGGGAAAAUAGGGCUGACUGAAUUUACAAACCUCAACAGUUUGAACUUCAGUAAAGAUACCUGUAGAUACCUGUACAUAUCAGUGUAUACUCUUAUCUGUGUGUGUGCACAUGUGGGUGUGUGCAGGCUCUGAGCACAGGCGUGCACACACACGUGCGCGCCCGUCUGCCUGCCUUCUUUCUGUGCGUCUGUGAUCGCCAUCACCACCAUGACACCUCCAACCAGCAGCAGGGAGAAUAGUUACGAGGCAGCUCGCGUAGUUUUGCCUCCGACGCGGUCACAUUAAGUCUCGGAAGGCGAAAAAGUUCCCAUCAACACGCAGCAGAUGUAGAAAUGUAUCAGAGCAGCACUUGUCAGCUCUGCACAGCGGUGGGACCAACAGCGAGAGAUGAAUUUGAAUUUAAAGUUUGUGCCAAAUUCCACAUAAAAAACAAAAUCUGUAACUUCUCACGUUCUUCUGCAGACAGAUAAGUAGCAAGUCUUUUGACCAGGUUUUGAAAAAUGUCUGCCUCGACCCAAAAACCAUCGAGGGGAAAGCAAUUUUGUUUGUGCUCACAGAUUUGAAAAUAUGACAUUUUCAGCAGUGUCCUGGUUACAUAACCUCACUGAGCACAUGUAUUGGUACAAACUUCCAAACAGGCUUUUUGAACAGUGGACAGUCAGAAAGUGUUUUUAUUGUGUGUGAUUAUAAAUUAGAAUUUAACAUGCAUGCAGGAUAUUGAUCCACACUUUGCGGUACAGUAUUUAUUCAUAGGGGAAAGAUUAUGCUGCAAAUACCAUCAGAUGAGUCCUUGUUUUUGUCCCAACUUCAACGGAUUAGUCCAACAUUAUGGAACAUACCAUUAUUCACUCUCUUCCCAAGAGUUAGAUGAGAGGAUUGAUACCACACACGACUAUAAUCAUGAAGCUUGGGCCUGGGGGCUGUUAGCUUAGCUUAGCAUAGAGACUGAGGGAAGAAAGAAUUAAACAACAGUCCCCUUAUGAAACCACAUUUAAAUUCACAUGAUCCAGAUUUAGUUUUUGGGAUCUGCACCAAACUACACUCACUCUCAGAUCUCCGUCCCCUAAAUAUGCCUGAUUUUUGUUUCAUAAAGAUCCGUGAAUCAUUCAGAGAAAUCAAGAAAAAUGGUAAAGAGAGGAUUUUUAAAAAGAACACUAUCCUUUCAGGGACGGGGAUGAAAACAUAAACCUCCUUGGCCGAGUUAACAACAGACGGAACUACAUCACAAAAUGUGGAUUGUUCAGUGACACUCUUUCCUCUGCACAGCCUCACUUCAGCUCGUGCGACCGCUGACAGGACAUCUGCUUGUGUCAUUAAGAUAUCUUGCUGUCCAGUGGUUCCUCCCUGCGAGGAGCCGUCAGGGAGCGAAGCAGGGAAACAGGUGGUCGGAGCUCAGAGCUGUGGGAAGGCCUCGUUUUUUAAUUUCUCUUUUUUUGGUGUGUGUGUGUGUGUGGCUUAGUGAGGGAUGUGAUUUGAUCCUGGUGAUUAGUGGAUUGAUGCCACAGUGUGUACUGAUGAAGACUGUGUGUGUGAGAGUGUGUGUGUGUGUGUGUGUGCGUGCGCUCCAAGACUGGAGUUUACUUCUGAUCACAGGUUGGCACCUCGUGAUUUGAUUAAAGGGCUAAUUCUGCGUCUUACCAUGUGUUUGUGAACCAUCUCCUUUCUAUGUUUAAAAAAUGCAUGAGAGUUAAUUCAUUUAAACGUGAUAAACAAUCCAUAUUCUUAGAUUAAAAGUCGUAAAUAGUUUCAUUUAAAAAAAAAAGAAAAAAAAAGAAAUGAGAAAAUAUAAAUUUACUGUGAGACAUGUUCCGUGUGUUCAUGCACGUCAUCCAUCAUUUCACACUAUUAGACGAUUCCCCGUUACGUUAAUGUACGCUCAUCAGCUGGAGUGAUGAAUAUGCAGGAGCUGUGCGUUGUCGCAGCACCUGAUGGGGAGGGGGGGGGGGUGCCUCUCGGAGCUCCUCAAGGCCUCCUCCUCCUCAACGAGAGAUCUGGGACAGAUCCUAUAAUGAAAAGUCACCAUGAGGCUGAUCAGAUUACGGGACGACGUGGAACACCUACAUCUGAGAUUAAACACGGCCCAUUACACGCUCAGCUUGCGUCGUGCACGCUCGGCAUCCCCCACAUGCCCCACUUUGUGCUCGGCUCGGUCCCGAUCCUGUUACCAUCUCAUUCGAGUUCAUGAAAUGCAAAUUUGACAUAUACAUUCAUUAGCUCCUUCUAUAAUUAAUUCUGUGUCUUUGUCCUGCAGUUAUUAUGCUGUAGCACCAUUAUACACUGUGCAGAUCCUGUAUGUGCAGAGUUGUGCAGGAUAAACAUCCAUGCAUUCAAAUUACACAUCUGUAACACACACACACGGCAUUUAAAUGUAUUUGCUUGCAACCUGCAGCUAAAAGCUAAAUCUAGAAGGUCUGGAUGCUAAAUACAGGAGCUCUCACGUGUAGCUGUGCAUCAGUGAGGGAAGAAGGAUUCAAGUCGCAAUAUCACAAUGUUAGAAAAAGUAAAAACAAACUGCAGUGAUUUGAUUUAAAUGCACAUAUGGGAAAUUUUCAAGCAAGUGAAGAAUAAUUCCUCGAUCCGCCCAUUGUUUCGGAUCCACACCAAAACUUAAAGGGUUCUUUUCUGACCCAUACCGGAUCCUACCACCAGGUUUCAUGGUUAUUUGUUUUGUAGUUUUUGCAAGAUCCUGCUAAUAAACAGACAAACAGAUGAAAAGAUAACUUCUUCUAAUCUGUAGUUUGAUCCGAUUUGACUCCUCCUGCUACUCCAGCAUCAGAUCUUUAUACAAACUUAUCUAAAAUCUGAUUGGUGCUCCGUAGAGUUGACACCCCAGAUUCAAAUGGUGCAAUAAUUGGAUUUUAUAGAGAGAAACAACAAAUUCAUUAAUAUGAAAAUGAGUCGGUCAAACCUCUAAAGUGUAAGUACAAUACUGGUGAACUUCAUUUCCUUCAACCACUGGUGCACGUUCAUGGACGCUCUGUAUUUUAUCAGUUUCAGCAGGAACUCGGGCGUCCGUCCAAGUUGAGCGUCCGACCAUCCGUCACGGUGAUAAGUGGAGCCGUGUCUGUUUGACAUCUGUCACACGUCUCAGUCGUGGGCAAAGAGCCUCCCAGAAUAUCUGAUUAAUCUCUUUGCUAAGCCGUCGUGUGAGUGAUGCCAGCAGGAGAGUAAGUGGCUCGCAGCUCGAGCGCUGGUCCGGGGGUCCGGGGGUCUGAGCAGCUGCUCGGGUGUUUGAUGGAAGGCGAUGGCACUUUAUCACCUCCAGGAAUGGGAAACAGGCGAGAUGCAUCUUAGAAAAAACACCACAAGUGCUCCCUGUGGUUAUCUGCAUGCCAUUCACUCUGAGCAACAGGAGCAAAGUUCCCGUAAAGCGCUCGCCUCGCCCCUCCCCCCCCGCUCUUCUUGUCGAACAGAUGAGAACAAAACGGCGUUUGUGUAUCAGGUGUUUCUUUUGUGUUGCAAACCGGGGGGGAAGUGGGUGAUAGGAGAGAACGUGGGCUUAUAAUAGAACGAGAGAGCGGUGACAGUGAAAGCUGUCAUGCAUGAGAGGGGAGGACGCCGGCUGAUAGACCCCAAGGUGUCCGUAUGAAACGGAUAAUCUUGGCUUUGUAGUCAUGGUGACGGAGGGAGGGAGGAUGGAGCGGGGGGGGGUUGUGUGCCGGUAACUAAAUCCGAGAGGUUCGGGCCUGCGUGUGGAACCAUGUUUGGAGAAGUCGCAGCCGUUCGGGUGCAGGUCAGCCAAGGGUCCCGCCGCAGGAAUCUGAGCGUCCCAGACGAAAACCUGCCGCCGGGUGUAAACACGGCGCGACACGGCGCUGUUUACCGUCCCUCCAGCUCUUUUAUUGCAUCUCAUUUCACACUGUGCACACCGGUUUCCACAGUUUUAAUACCAUCAUAACACAUUUUUUACAAGCCAAAUGCAUUCCUGUGCACGUGCAGGGGCGUCCAUCCCCCAUUGUUCAUACCACGACUUCAACCUCCAUGGAUCACAAUGUGCCGUCAGAGCUAGUUGGGCUCCUCUUCACACGGCUUAUGUCAAAGGGCUACGCUCCCGUUUUCUACGGAGCACAUAUGACAUAUAAGGUUUAUCAGAGAUUUACUUCAGAAUGAAGGUUUGUCUCCUCGACAGCAGCCUGUCGACGCUGUGAGAGGUUUGUUGGAGAUGGAGAAGUAUGUAGAAAAAUAUAUAUAUCGCCAGAUUGUACAGAGCAAUUUGCAGUGCCUUACCUGGAGUGACGUAAACAAGUUGCUCUUCUAUCCUGAAAUCCCCCUCCCCCGUCCUCUCUCGUGUGUGUGUGUGUGUGUGUGUGUGUGUGUGUGUGUGUGUGUGUGUGUGUGUGUGUGUGUGUGUGUGUGUGUGUGUGUGUGUGUGUGUGUGUGUGUGUGUGUGUG
Hippoglossus stenolepis (Pacific halibut) is the source of this 6685-nucleotide messenger RNA. It is a transcript of the gene chrm2a, whose product is annotated as cholinergic receptor, muscarinic 2a. Gene Ontology annotation, molecular function: G protein-coupled acetylcholine receptor activity. The record is from RefSeq and is a predicted model, not a curated record. Gene Ontology annotation, biological process: adenylate cyclase-activating adrenergic receptor signaling pathway; regulation of heart contraction. The transcript is spliced from 3 exons. The coding region runs from base 348 to 1850 and encodes 500 amino acids. Lineage: Eukaryota; Metazoa; Chordata; Actinopteri; Pleuronectiformes; Pleuronectidae. Gene Ontology annotation, cellular component: plasma membrane.